GCGCCCCGCCCGCGCCUCUGGACCGGCGGGGCCGCGCGGCGUAUCCUGCGGGCGGCGGCGGCGGCGGCGGGCGCGGCGCCGGCAGCCGGGCGCAAGAUGAUGAAGUUUCGGUUCCGGCGGCAGGGCGCCGACCCGCAGCGCGAGAAGCUCAAACAGGAGCUUUUUGCCUUCAACAAGACGGUGGAGCAUGGAUUCCCCAACCAGCCUAGCGCCCUGGCCUUUGACCCUGAACUUCGAAUCAUGGCUAUUGGCACCAGAUCUGGGGCUGUCAAGAUUUACGGAGCACCUGGUGUGGAGUUCACAGGCCUGCACCGAGACACAGCCACUGUCACCCAGAUGCACUUCCUAUAUGGCCGGGGCCGCCUCCUGACCUUGCUGGAUGACAACAGCCUGCAUCUUUGGGAGAUCAUCCACCAUAAUGGCUGUGCCCACUUAGAGGAAGCCCUCAGCUUCCAGCCACCCAGCCGGCCCAGCUUUGACAGUGCCAGUACCCCAGCCAGCCUCACUCGUAUCACAGUGGUCCUGCUGGUGGCUGAUGGUGACACAGCAGUUCUGGGAACUGAGGGUGGCAGCAUCUUCUUUCUGGAUGUCACCACCCUAACACUAUUCGAAGGGCAAGCCCUCCACCCAGAUGAGGUUCUGCGCAGUGUGCCAGAGGACUACCGAUGCGGAAAGGCUCUGGGCCCUGUGGAGUCGCUCCAGCGACACCUGCAAGACCCCAACAAGAUCCUCAUUGGCUACAGCCGGGGGCUUCUGGUCAUCUGGAACCAGACUACGCGGUGUGUGGAUCAUGUCUUCCUGGGAAACCAGCAGCUGGAGAGCCUGUGUUGGGGGCGUGGUGGUGGCACCAUCAUCAGCUCACACAGUGAUGGCAGCUAUGCCAUCUGGUCCACAGAGACUGGCAGCCCCUCGACACUGCAGCCCACAGUGGCCACUACACCCUAUGGCCCCUUUCCCUGUAAGGCCAUCAACAAGAUUCUGUGGCUGAACUGUGAAUCUGGGGGCCACUUUAUCAUCUUCAGUGGUGGCAUGCCCCGUGCCAGCUAUGGUGACCGCCACUGUGUGAGUGUGAUGCGAGCUGAGACAUUGGUGACACUGGACUUCACCUCCCGCAUCAUUGACUUCUUUACAGUUCACAACACUCGGCCUGACGAUGAAUUCGAUGAUCCCCAGGCCCUGGCUGUGUUGCUGGAGGAGGAGUUGGUGGUGCUGGACCUGCAGACUCCUGGCUGGCCAGCUGUGCCGGCUCCCUACCUGGCCCCACUGCACUCCUCUGCCAUUACCUGCUCUGCCCAUGUGGCCAAUGUUCCCAGCAAGCUGUGGGCCCGCAUUGUGAGCGCUGGUGAGCAGCAGAGCCCCCAGUCUACCUCUAGUGCCUCGAGCUGGCCCAUUACUGGGGGCAGGAACCUGGCCCUGGAGCCAGCACAGCGAGGACUGCUACUGACAGGCCAUGAGGAUGGCACCGUGCGGUUCUGGGAUGCUUCUGGUGUGGCACUGCGGCCACUGUACAAACUGAGCACGGCUGGCCUUUUCCAGACAGACUGUGAACAUGCUGACAGCCUGGCCCAGGCUGCUGAGGAUGACUGGCCACCCUUCCGCAAGGUGGGCUGCUUUGACCCCUACAGUGAUGAUCCCCGGCUUGGUGUACAGAAGGUUGCACUCUGCAAGUACACAGCCCAGAUGGUGGUAGCUGGCACUGCAGGCCAGGUGCUGAUCCUGGAGCUCAGUGACGUGCCAGCAGAGCAGGCUGUCAGUGUGUCCAAUGUGGACCUCCUCCAGGACCGUGAAGGCUUCACAUGGAAGGGCCACGAGCGGCUGAGCCCACGCACAGGGCCUCUGCCUUGGCCUGCUGGCUUCCAGCCCCAAGUGCUAGUACAGUGUCUGCCACCAGCUGCUGUCACUGCUGUCACCCUCCAUGCUGAAUGGAGCCUUGUGGCCUUUGGCACCAGUCAUGGCUUUGGCCUCUUCGACUAUCAGCGGAAAAGCCCAGUGCUGGCCAGGUGUACCCUUCACCCUAAUGACUCCCUGGCUAUGGAGGGGCCUCUGUCUCGGGUGAAGUCCCUCAAGAAGUCACUUCGCCAGUCUUUCCGUCGCAUCCGCAAGAGCCGUGUCUCAGGGAAGAAACGGGCUGCUAAUGCCAACAGCAAGUUACAGGAGGCCAAUGCACAGCUGGCAGAGCAGGCAUGCCCCCAUGAUGUGGAGAUGACACCUGUGCAGCGCCGCAUCGAGCCUCGCUCUGCUGACGACUCCCUCUCUGGUGUUGUGCGCUGUCUCUACUUUGCUGACACGUUCCUUCGAGAUGCGACCCACCAUGGGCCUACCAUGUGGGCAGGCACCAAUUCGGGCUCUGUGUUUGCCUACGCACUAGAGGUGCCAGCAGUCACAGCGGGAGGUGAAAAGAGGCCUGAGCAGGCAGUGGAGGCUGUGCUAGGCAAGGAGGUGCAGCUGAUGCACCGGGCUCCUGUGGUGGCCAUUGCUGUAUUGGAUGGGCGUGGCCGCCCACUGCCUGAACCCUACGAAGCCUCCAGGGACCUGGCACAGGCUCCUGACAUGCAAGGUGGACAUGCUGUACUCAUCGCGUCUGAGGAGCAGUUCAAGGUGUUCACACUGCCCAAGGUGAGCGCGAAGACCAAGUUCAAGCUGACUGCUCAUGAAGGUUGUCGUGUGCGGAAGGUUGCCCUGGCCACCUUUACCAGUGUUGCAUGUGAGGACUAUGCUGAGACCUGUCUGGCUUGUCUCACCAAUCUGGGUGAUGUUCACGUGUUCUCAGUGCCGGGCUUGCGGCCUCAGGUGCACUACUCCUGCAUCCGGAAGGAAGACAUCAGUGGCAUCGCGUCCUGUGUCUUCACACGCCAUGGACAGGGCUUUUACUUGAUUUCCCCAUCAGAAUUUGAGCGCUUCUCCCUAAGUGCCCGCAACAUCACAGAGCCACUCUGCGACCUGAACAUCAGCUGGUCCCAUUAUGCAAGGCGAACUAGGCUCCAAGAGUCGCCCAAGCUCAGCCAGGCUAAUGGGACCCCGAGCAUCAUCCUAGCCCCACAGAGCCGCGAUGGAAGCCCUGAUCCAGCUUACAGCAAGGGAGCUGAUACCCCUGAGCUGCCAGAAGCCACACUGUCACCCAUGUCCAUUGACUCGGCCACUAGCGGUGACACCACACUGGACACGACAGGGGACGUCACAGUGGAGGACGUGAAGGAUUUCUUGGGCUCUUCCGAGGAAUCGGAGAAGAACCUGAGGAAUCUAGCAGAAGAUGAGGCCCGGGCCUGCACCAUCCUGAUCAAAUGAGGAAGACCACUGUCUCCCCUGCCUGGCCUUUUAACAUAGCCCUUACCUGCUAACAUGUAGGAUCCAGUGGGACCUGC
Dipodomys ordii (Ord's kangaroo rat) is the source of this 3362-nucleotide messenger RNA. It is a transcript of the gene Llgl1, whose product is annotated as lethal giant larvae homolog 1 (Drosophila). Gene Ontology annotation, biological process: regulation of Notch signaling pathway; establishment of spindle orientation; cortical actin cytoskeleton organization. The transcript is spliced from 23 exons. Gene Ontology annotation, molecular function: GTPase activator activity; myosin II binding. The coding region runs from base 97 to 3285 and encodes 1062 amino acids. The record is from RefSeq and is a predicted model, not a curated record. Lineage: Eukaryota; Metazoa; Chordata; Mammalia; Rodentia; Heteromyidae. Gene Ontology annotation, cellular component: cytoplasm; plasma membrane; cortical actin cytoskeleton.